Phoenix dactylifera (date palm) is the source of this 971-nucleotide messenger RNA. RefSeq lists its product as uncharacterized. Gene Ontology annotation, molecular function: sterol binding. Gene Ontology annotation, biological process: intracellular sterol transport. The record is from RefSeq and is a predicted model, not a curated record. NCBI's taxonomy places the organism in Eukaryota, Viridiplantae, Streptophyta, Magnoliopsida, Arecales, Arecaceae.
CAGCUCAAUUAGCUUAGACCUACUUUGUCUGAGUUUUCAUGUCAGCCAAUUGACAGCGCAAGCCAUUAGAUACGGUGAGGUUUUAACCCAUCUUAGGCGCAGGAUUCAGCUUUCGCAUCUAAUAACGGACUUUCUCUCACCUCAUCUCCCAAAACAGAAAUUCCUCUCUCACCGUGCUACGGAUCGAUCUGCGAAGAAGAAACAAUGGAGGUGAUGGCCGCUCGUUUUGGGCUCCUGCCCGCUCUCUUUCUGGCGUUCUGCCUCCUCUUCUCUUCCGCCGCCCUCGCCUCCUCGGUCGAGUACUGCAAAAAGGGAGCUGACUAUGCAGUUAAGGUCAGCGGCGUGGACAUAUCUCCAGAUCCAAUUGCACGGGGCAAGCCAGCUACAUUCACUAUCUCUGCAUAUACUGUGAAUGCCAUUACUGAAGGAAAAUUGGUGAUUAAUGUCAAAUAUUUUGGAUUGAAUGUAUAUGAGGAAACUCAUGACCUUUGCAAGGAGACAUCGUGCCCAGUCUCAACCGGUGCAUUUAAGAUAUCCCAUAAACAGACACUACCAAUAUUUACACCACCGGGCUCCUACACACUAAGAAUGACAAUGAUGGGAGAAGAUGGGAAGCAAUUGACAUGCAUCACCUUUGAUUUCUACAUCGGAUUCUUCUCAUCUGUAGCUGACAUCUGAAUGGGUUCAAAUAUGAGCUGUCAUUAGUAUAAUAUGUAUCAUGCCUAGUCUGUGGUUCUUUGACAUCACCGAACUGGAUAGAUUUCCAUUGGGUAGAACCCUAUGAUAUCCAUCCAUAACAUCAUGCAUGAAUGCAAUCCAAAUCAGUAUGAAUGUUCCAUAUCUCCGCUGGAUUAUGAAACAAAUGAUUUAGAUAUGAGUACUUCCGUUCAAACCAGCUAUCUCUUUAUCUAGUUAAGGCACUCAAUGGUGUUGAAGUAUUCAUAGUAAAUAAAUAUACACGUUCAUCCAAA